Messenger RNA from Saccharomycopsis crataegensis, 1584 nucleotides. RefSeq lists its product as uncharacterized. The record is from RefSeq and is a predicted model, not a curated record. The coding region runs from base 1 to 1584 and encodes 527 amino acids. NCBI's taxonomy places the organism in Eukaryota, Fungi, Ascomycota, Saccharomycetes, Ascoideales, Saccharomycopsidaceae. The transcript has a single exon.
AUGAAUUUAGUGGGAAACUACACUAGUGGAGACGAAUCAUCAUCAUCAUCAGUGGAAGAGGACACAAAAGAACUAACCCAGCAGAACUACCAGGAAGUUGAACCAACCAGGAAGAAGAGACCUGCGGAGUACCAAAUCACAAACCAAUCUCAUACCAAGAGAAAUAUCCCAUUGCCCCCACCUCCAGAACUCGUAUUUGACAAAUAUUGGAAAGACCCCGCGUUAGCAUCUUUGAAAAGCUUCAUUGAACCAAACCAGGAGCCAAAAAAUAUGGGAGUAGACAACCUAUUAUUCAGAUCUUCAUUAUCAUGCUAUUUUUCAGUAGCCAUUCCUGUUAGCACGUCCCAACUUCAGGGGUUGAACAGAAUUACACAGGAGAUUAAUAAGUUAUUGGUGAAACGUAAUUUCAGGCUCGACAAAGAACGGUUCUACAAAAACGUCUAUAGGAUGAGGACUAAUGAGCCCCAGAAAGGCAUCCCGAACCACUCGUGGUACUACAAUAUUCGAAAACCAGCGAACGUCAAAGCUUACGACCCCUGGCUCGAGACCGAUGAAGGAGACGCCAACAAGUUUUUUAAAAAUGAGGCAGAAUAUGAGAAGUUGGCACAAGAAUAUAAUGACAAAUUGCUCGAAGUGAACAAGACGCGGUUUCUUGAGUUGAAAGAAAAAGUUGAUGAGACCGCCCCAUCGGAUAAUAAUAACACAUCAAUUUUGGCGGAUUAUAACUUUAUGCUAUUCAGACCAAAUUACAUCAACAGAUUCGGGGUACCGGUUGCAUUGCACAUGUCAUAUAGUUUAGCAACACCGCUUCCUGAAGAGAAAAGAGAAGCGGUGAACGAGGCGGCGUUGGAGCUUCGUAAACUCGUCAAUAUGGUGAACAAGUACCGAAAAUCAGACAACUAUGAGGUGGCCAAAGAGGUGCUUCCCAAAAAGAUCGGGAGGCUCAUUGAUCUGGAGCUCAAAGUGCAGUUCAAACCAAAACUCUACCUUCUUCCAAAUAGUAACUUCAGCCGACUUUUCCUUGCGUACAAACCUACUUUCAAAGAACUUGAAAACUGCGUGUUCUUCUCCGAUUUAAUCAGAGCGGUACCGUUUUUCAAGGAAGCCGUUAGUAUCACCGAACCAUCCUCAUUGCACGUCUCCAUUUGUGAAUUCGAGCUCCCAUUCCCUUCAAGAACUCACCACAAGUAUAAUAUGUUGAUUGCCGAUCAAAUUAAUGAUGCUGUUAACGAGUAUAAUGGGUUGAUAAGAAAGCGUGAUGCACCUCUGUAUCACAUGAAGACGGUUUUUUCAAAAUUGAACUUGAGAAUUCACAAUGAUCAAGUUAGUUUCAAGAUCCUGGGUAAGAAGUCCGAAGCAAUGACAGGUGAUUCUAAAACUGAAUCUGGAAAGGCCAGAAACGUGAAGAAGGAAGCUACACACAUUAAUAGUGAAGAUAAAGUUUCCUCAGAUCCAGGAAAAGUGAAGAAGCAACCUAUAGAUGUCAGUAAUCAAAAGAAAGUCUCCUUAGACCCUGCGAAAACGACGGAAAAGCCUACAGACGUCAAAAAUCAAGAUAAAACUUCCUCAGAACCUGAAAAAUAG